UUCACAAAUUAAAAAUAAAAAUUCCCGGUCGAGCCGUCCCAGAAAUUUGGAGCUACAAAGUACAGACCACUUCUUCAUCACUUCCAAAUCUUCAUCAUCGUCAACAAUGGUGUCUGCAGCUAUCUUGUUCCCCACUCCAACUCCAUUUCUCUCUCGCGUCCGUACAACCAAGCCCGUACUCGCGCUUUCCUCCCUCCGUCCCCUCCGCCAAUCACACUCCUUCCCGCCACUCCGAUGGACCAACAGCCCCGCCAUCACCACUAGAUACGCAUACGUCUCCGGACCAGCUUCCGACCCGAUAAUUAGCGAACCCGACCCGAAGAUAGACUCGGACUCCAAUCCGCCGCCACCAAGCGUCAUAAGCGGGGCGCUUUUAUGGAGGCUUCUACUGAAGCACAAGCUGAGGCUCGCUCUCUCCGCCCUAACUCUCGUCGGCUGCACCACUUGUACUCUCUCAAUGCCCAUAUUUUCCGGGCGUUUCUUCGAAGUGUUAAUUGGCGCGAGACCAGAGCCUUUGUGGAGUUUGCUGAGCAAGGUUGGGGUUUUGUAUGCGUUGGAGCCGAUUUUGACUGUGAUAUUUGUAGUGAACAUGAACAUCAUUUGGGAGAAGGUUAUGUCGACGCUCAGAGCACAGAUUUUCGGGAGGGUUUUGAUUCAGAAGGUCGAAUUUUUUGAUCGCUACAAGGUGGGUGAACUCACAGGUCUGUUAACAUCUGAUUUGGGUUCUCUCAAAGAUGUUGUGAGUGAAAAUAUUUCAAGGGACCGCGGAUUCCGGGCACUUUCUGAGGUCAUUGGGACAAUUUGCAUACUAUUUGCUUUAGCUCCUCAGCUGGCACCAAUUCUAGGCGUGCUGAUGCUCGCUGUAUCGGUUUCGGUUGCUGUAUACAAGCGAUCAACUGUGCCUGUUUUCAAAGCCCAUGGGUUGGCACAAGCAUCCAUAUCUGAUUGUGUGACCGAAACUUUUUCUGCCAUUCGUACUGUAAGAUCCUUUGGUGGUGAAAAGCGCCAAAUGCUAACGUUUGGUAGGCAGGUUCUCGCUUAUCAGAGCAGUGGAAUAAAGCUUGGGACUUUCAGAUCUAUCAAUGAAUCUUUGACCAGAGUUGCUGUUUAUAUAUCUCUAUUAUCACUUUAUUGCCUUGGUGGAAGCAAAGUGAAGGCGGGUGAACUCUCGGUCGGAACUGUGGCUUCUUUUAUUGGAUAUACUUUCACACUAACAUUUGCCGUUCAAGGCCUGGUUAACACAUUUGGAGAUCUUCGCGGAACUUUUGCAGCUGUUGAGAGGAUUAAUUCCGUUUUAUCUCGUGUAGAAAUUGAUGAAGCGCUAGCUUAUGGUUUAGAAAGAGAAUUGAGCAAAACAAAAUUGGUUGAUGAAAGUCAGGGAUUGUUCCUUGUUGAUAGCUCUAGUGAGAAAAAUGGGUCUGUAAAUACGCAUUACAUGUCAGAUCUCAAAUCAGCCACUAAUGUCGGUCACCUAGCUUGGUCGGGUGAUAUUUGUCUUGAAGAUGUGCAUUUUUCUUAUCCUUUGAGGCCUGAUGUGGAAAUCCUAAAUGGCCUAAACUUAACACUGAAGUGUGGAUCUGUAACUGCUUUAGUGGGGCCAAGUGGUGCAGGCAAAAGUACAAUAGUACAGCUAUUGGCACGUUUCUAUGAGCCAACUAAAGGUCGUAUUACAGUCGCAGGAGAGGAUGUUCGAACAUUUGACAAAAGUGAAUGGGCACGCUUUGUCUCUAUAGUAAACCAAGAUCCUGUUCUUUUCUCUGUCUCUGUCGGAGAAAAUAUUGCAUACGGCCUUCCAGAUGAUAAUGUUUCCAAGGAUGAUGUGAUCAAGGCUGCAAAAGCUGCAAACGCCCAUGAAUUCAUAAUCUCACUCCCCCAGGGUUAUGACACACUAGUUGGUGAGCGUGGAGGCCUACUUAGCGGGGGCCAGAGGCAGAGAAUUGCUAUUGCGAGAGCCCUGCUUAAGAAUGCACCAAUCCUGAUACUUGAUGAGGCGACCAGUGCAUUGGAUGCAGUUAGCGAGCGCCUGGUUCAGGAUGCUCUGACCCACUUGAUGAAGGGCAGGACAACAUUGGUCAUUGCACAUCGAUUGAGCACAGUUCAGAACGCCCAUCAGAUUGCAGUUUGCUCCGACGGGAGGAUUGCGGAACUUGGGACACACUUUGAGUUAUUGGCUCAGAAAGGUCAAUAUGCUGCAUUAGUUGGCACUCAAAGACUUGCAUUUGAGUAGCAUUGCAAAUGUGCUAUUAUCUCCGGAUCACUCAAAACAAAUACCAAAGCAAGUAUACACCAGGUAUAGUUUUGCCACUUAUAAAGCAAAUAGUAGCUGUGAGUUGCUGGAGAAUAAUCGAGCUCGUACGCUACACAACACU
Molecule: messenger RNA, 2369 nt
Organism: Morus notabilis
Lineage: Eukaryota; Viridiplantae; Streptophyta; Magnoliopsida; Rosales; Moraceae
Product: ABC transporter B family member 28
Exons: 17
Coding region: 107-2227 (706 amino acids)
Biological process (GO): transmembrane transport
Cellular component (GO): membrane
Molecular function (GO): ATP binding; ATP hydrolysis activity; ABC-type oligopeptide transporter activity
Source: RefSeq, a predicted model, not a curated record